Enterospora canceri is the source of this 405-nucleotide messenger RNA. The record is from the annotation of a GenBank genome assembly. Lineage: Eukaryota; Fungi; Microsporidia; Enterocytozoonidae.
AUGGCUGAGUACAAGUUGAAGAAGCUCAGGGAGGAGCAAAAGAACUGUGUGAAAUACGCAAAGGAGGACGUAAACUUUGCCAAAACCAGGCGACUUAUUGAGAAAUACGAGGAUGAGAAGAUGAAGGAGGCCUUCUUUAAGACUGUUGUGAAGAGGAAGCAUACGAAUGCAUCUAAGCUUGCUGAUUUCAUCCUAGCAAAUGAUCCUAAUAAGAUGAAUGCCCUGAUAUGCAAGUUCUGUGGGCAGCACAAUGGGUUAGUUGACCCCAGGAAUCCAGAUAUAACGCACUUCUACUGUUAUGACUGCAAGAAACGUAAUGAUAGAGUUGGAAUUGAAGAGAUGAAAGAUGAAGACACACUAUUUGAAGAGAAGAUGGAAGAAGCCCUUACAAAAGAAGCAGAUUAG